GUUUGUGUGUGUGUAAAAGUGUACGACUCUGUGAUACACACAGGUUCACUGAGUGAUUUAUGAUCUUCCUGGAUUUGUCAGGAGUGCACCAAAUACCUCUCCCUCGGGCCUCUGCUUGCAGGGGGAGGAGUAAGCGUUCCUCUCGUCUUCCUUACAGUCUCUCCCUGGUGAGAUCCUCUCUCUGUGAUUCAGGAGCAGUUCUGACUUGCAGGAGAGCUGAGGUGAAGUGCAACAAGAACAAGUAAAAGACUGGAGAGGGGAGAACUGGAGACCAGGCUGCUCCGGUUGUACAGUAAGAGGGUGAAAGUGUGUGAGAUUGUGAAAGCCAUGUCUGCGUUGGUGAGGAGAGCACUGGGGAGGAGGUGUCACUAUUACGGUCUGCUGGCUCGCACCAGGCACUGGAGGCAGGGCCGCUCACGUAGCCGGAGCAGAGCAGCCAACAAGGAGUUGCCUUCUGAGCGGGUGGGCCGUCGGCGCAGCAUGCCAGGCACGGCUACCAUGGACAAAGCUUCGUCCACGAUCGAGGAGGCCUCGUCUGCCGCCAUGAGAGUCACGGGUUUUCUGAGCCGAAGGUUGAAAGGCUCCAUCAAACGCACCAAGAGCCAACCCAAGCUCGACCGCAACAGCAGCAUCAGGAACAUCCUCCCGGCCUUCAAGAACGCCGACAAUGACAGAUCCCAUCUGAUGCCGAGGCUGAAAGAGUCAAGGUCUCACGAGUCGUUGCUAAGUCCCAGCAGUGCAGUGGAAGCUCUGGAUCUCAGUAUGGAGGAGGAAGUGCUCAUCAAGCCCGUACACAGCAGCAUCCUGGGACAGGACUUUUGUUUCGAGGUAACUACAUCAACAGGAAGUAAAUGCUUCUCUUGUCGGUCAGCAGCAGAGAGAGAGAAAUGGAUGGAGAACCUCAGGCGAGCCGUGCAUCCCAACAAGGAUAACAGUCGGCGAGUAGAGAAUAUGUUAAAAUGUUGGAUUAUUGAAGCCAAGGACUUGCCAGCCAAGAAAAAGUAUUUCUGUGAACUGUGUCUGGAUGACACGCUUUAUGCUCGGACUACCUGCAAGCUCAAAACAGACAAUGUUUUCUGGGGUGAACACUUUGAGUUCAACAAUCUGCCACCGGUCAAAAGCAUCACCGUGCACCUUUACAAAGAGACGGAUAAGAAGAAGAAGAAGGACAAAAACAACUAUGUAGGCCUGGUGAACAUUCCAGUGGGUGCAGUGACGGGACGGCAAUUUGUGGAAAAGUGGUACGCGGUCAGCACACCCAACCCCAGCAAGGGCAAAGCCCCGGGGCCUAUGGUGCGCAUGAAAUGUCGUUACCAGAGUAUGAGCAUCCUCCCUAUGGAGCUGUACAAAGAGUUUGCUGAGUACAUCACCAACAACUACAUGCUCCUUUGCUCAGUGCUCGAGCCAGCAAUCAGCGUCAAGAGCAAAGAGGAGAUGGCCUGUGCACUCGUGCAUAUUCUCCAGAGCACUGGCAAGGCUAAGGACUUCCUGACCGAUCUGAUGAUGUCAGAGGUAGAUCGCUGUGGCGACAAUGAGCACCUGAUCUUUCGGGAGAACACUCUGGCCACCAAAGCCAUCGAAGAAUAUCUCAAACUGGUGGGCCAGAAGUACCUACAGGACGCUUUAGGUGAGUUCAUCAAAGCACUGUACGAAUCAGAUGAAAACUGCGAAGUGGAUCCAUCCAAGUGUUCCACCAGUGACCUGGCCGAGCACCAGGGCAAUCUGAAGAUGUGCUGUGAGCUCGCUUUCUGCAAGAUCAUCAACUCCUACUGUGUGUUCCCACGUGAGCUGAAGGAGGUGUUUGCGUCCUGGAGGCAGGAGUGCAGUAACCGCGGCCGGCCGGACAUCAGCGAGCGUCUGAUCAGUGCCUCUCUCUUCCUGCGCUUCCUGUGUCCUGCUAUCAUGUCCCCGUCGCUCUUCGACCUCAUGCAGGAAUUUCCUGACGACCGCACAGCGCGCACGCUCACCCUCAUCGCCAAGGUCACGCAGAACCUCGCCAACUUCACCAAGUUUGGCAGUAAGGAGGAGUACAUGUCCUUCAUGAACCAAUUCCUGGAGCAUGAAUGGACCAACAUGCAGCGCUUCCUGCUGGAGAUCUCCAACCCAGAGACCAUCUCCAACACAGCAGGCUUUGAGGGCUACAUUGACCUGGGCAGAGAGCUCUCCACUCUCCACUCGUUACUAUCUGAAGCUGUCGCUCAGCUCGACCAGAGCACGGCGACUAAACUGGGGCCUUUGGUACGGAUCCUGAGGGAUGUAAAUGUGGCCCUGACUAAUCCCACCGGAGUGCCAAUGUCCUCCCCUACAGAGCGUGUGGGUUCUCCCAGCAUGCCCGGCUGCAGCGUCUCAACCGGUCUACACAAGUUAGUCAUGGACUCGGAGCUUGGCGGGUUGGUGGAUUUCACCCGUCUGCCCUCUCCAACUCCGGAGAACAAGGAUCUGUUCUUUGUGACCAGGGCCUCUGGAAUCCAGGCAUCUCCAGCUCGCAGCUCCAGCUAUUCAGAGGCCAAUGAGCCAGAUAUGCAGAUCUCCAAUGGCAGCAAGAGCCUGUCCAUGGUGGACUUACAGGACAGCAGAAGUGUUGAGAGCAGCGCCAAUACAGUGUCCAGUGACCCUACCAAUGACACCCAGGGCACCGGUGCAUGGGCUGUCCGUACUCUGAAAGGUGGCACAGCUGGAGGCCCUACCCUGAGGAAAAGUGGACAAACACCCACUACACCAGGCAUAGAGACUGCUCCAGGCCGGCCACAGCUGCUAGCACCGCUCUGCUUCCAGAAUCCCGUGUACCAGAUGGCAGCUGCUAUGCCAGUGUCUCCACGUGGCACAGCUGAUUCGGGUUCAGAAUGCCAAAGCUCCACCGGCUCCCAGGGCAAUCCUGAGGACGUGGCCACACUAGGGAUCAAGCCCACAUUCAUCACACAAGCCAGCAUGGGCACAGGGUCUGGAAGUGGAGGAGCAGGAGCAAGUAACAGUGAUGACUUUGCGAGACGUUCUGGUGAGUUUACACGAAGACAGAUGUCCCUGAACGAAACUCAACACCAAUCUAACAUCCCAAGACAGAACAGCUCUGGUCCACAGAGGCGGAUUGAUCAGCCUCCUCCACCCACAGUCACUCGAGGACGUACUCCUCCCAGCAUGCUCAACACUGCACAGUAUCCACGGCCCUCUAGUGGAAGCAUGAUGUCAUCGUCGUCUCCUGAUUGGCCCAGCAACGGAGCCAGGCUGAGGCAACAGUCUUCGUCCUCUAAAGGAGACAGUCCCGAGAACAAACAACGCACAAUGCACAAACAGGCCCCAUCUCCAGUGAAUCCCAGCGCUCUGGACCGCACUGCUGCAUGGCUGCUAAAUAUGAACGCACAGUAUCUAGAGCAGGAGGGAAUUGACCCAGAUUCCAAACACAGGGAAGACCUCCUCAACAAGGAUGAGCUCAGCCAGGCUGAAAAGUAUCAACAGGAGAUCAGCAUGCUGCAGGACCGUCUCCGGCUGGCCUUGAAGAAGCUUGAGGAAUACGAGUCGCGUCUGCAGGCCCAGGACGAUCAAACGCAGAAGAUGCUGCUGGAGUACCAGGCUCGACUGGAGGAUGCUGAGGAGCGACUGCGCAGGCAGCAAGAGGACAAAGAAUUGCAGAUGAAAAGCAUCAUAACCAGGUUAAUGUCAGUUGAGGAGGAGCUGAAAAAAGACCAUGCAGAUAUGCAGUCCAUUGUUGACUCCAAACAGAAGAUCAUUGAAGCUCAGGAGAAGCGGAUAGCUUCUCUGGAUGCGGCUAACGCUCGCUUGAUGAGCGCUCUGUCUCAGCUGAAGGAACGCUACAGCAUGCAGACGCGCAACGGCAUCUCGCCCACCAACCCCAGCAAACUGCAGAUCACCGAGAACGGCGAGUUCCGCAACAGCAGCAACUGCUAACAAGGGAACAAAACCCUGUUGGGUACAAGGGCUACGGGUAAAAUAAAGAAAUAUAUAAAUAAAUAAAUCGUUUAAUAAACACACGGUGGAAUACAAGCUGGACUCUCUGGGAUUAAAACAGACUGGCAGAACCUGUGCGACUUUUGGCAUUAGAAUGACUUUCAGAAGGACUGAUGGACGUUUAAUCUGUCUUACAUUUAUUAGUAGUACAAAAUAAGCAGAAAACCAGAUGUGUGAAACCUAGUGAUCAGAUCAGCUUUUAUUAGUAGACAUAAUGUCUGUUGUAUGCUUCGUUGAUGCUUACGUGUGUUUUUAUAUGAACAAGCCAAGCAAAGACGACAAACUGGGUGACUGAAGACUGAACUUGGUUGUGAAAGUGUGCUUUUAAUUUGAAAGUUUGCUAGUGAGCAGCACGCUAAUAAUACAAAUUAUUAUUAUUAUUAUUAUUAUUAUUAUUAUUAUUAUUAUUAUUAUUAUUAUUAUUAUUAUUAUUAUUAUUACUUGUCGAAGCACUUUAUUUAAGUGUUUUUGAUUUAUUUAAUUAGGCCAAAUGGUUCUUUUUUGAUAUAUUUGUACAUGGUCAUGUAUUUACAACUUUUUUUUUUAUGUCUCAAAGCUACCAGAGCUAACAGUAGCACAAAACCUUUUAAAAUUUUUUUUGUGUGUGUUGUUAAGAUGUCUGUAUUUCUUUUUUCUCCCUAUUUUUGUACAUAGAUUUAUUUUAAGUUGGUUUGUAUCGUUGAUGUACAUAAAACAUACACUAUGGUUUUAUUUUUUAUUUUAUUCUUUUUUAUUUUAGCAGAGCAGAGGGAUAUUUUGUACAGUGUAUAUUCCUGUUCCUGUGUUCAGUUCCUCAGUUCUGUGUUCAACGUGUCAGGCUUCAGAUGUAAAUUCAGGUGCGGCUUUUAGAAACGGCAACGUGCGGAGAAACUUUGCUAUGCUGUGGCGUGGGUAGAGGGGAAAAAAAAUCAACGACAAAACAAAUUAAAAUAAAACGCUUAGCGGUGUUGUUCUUGUGUAGGGAGAAAAGAGACAUAAUUUGCCCUGGAUUUAAUGCAUCAAUUCUGAACCAUUAUGCACUUUCUAGCAGUAGGCAUAUGCUCGUUAACCAAAAAAAUAAAAUAAAUAAAUAAGCAUACACACCCAACAUGUUGUAAAUGAGGCAAAUUAAACGUCAAGUGAGGAAAUGAAGAAGGCCGCACGUAUUUUUAGGCCCCUUCAGGUCCCGCUUGUGUUCUUUGAACGCAGCAUGACAUGAACCAUUUAGGAGUGUUUGUGUCUUCUGCAGACUCGCACCAAGAGUUUUUAGCCAAGGUUGAACUGGAAUUUCUGACGUUUUUUUUUUAAUGGUAUUUAUAUGAGAAAAUGAACAAAAACAUGGGGGGGGGGGACAACAACAAAAUCUUUAUGGAUUCCUUAGAAUUGAUUUCCCAACCCGAGGUGUAAUUAUGAAUUUGUGUUUUAUUUAUGAUUUUAAUUUAUCUCCAAGGUCAUUUCUUUUAUUUAUUUCAGUGUGCAAUUUGUUCCACUGGCUCCGAACCGUUUCAGAACGUUUGUGUUUAUUGAGAUGUGAAUGAUAUGAUGGAUGUCAGGUAGCUGAGAUUCACACACACUGGAUUCUCAGUAUUGCAGGACUUUCACUGUUCUUAUAAGUGGUCUUAAAAGUUCACCUUCCCUUACAUUAAACGCCCUUCCCUUCCGUACAUCCCUAAUCUACUAAGCUUGAUACGUAAAUAUUUUGUUUACAAAGACAAGAAAUUGUGUUAUAUAUAAAAAAUAUAUAAUAAUAAUUAUAAUUAUAUGAUAUAUAAUAUAUAUAAAGGACGUUGCACAUAAGCUUCCUCUGUCCUGUUUCCCAGGUGAAGGCAAUAGUACCACACACACACACACACACACACACACAUACAUACACACACAGAGGCCAUAAGGUAUUUUAGUGAUCCUGUUCUGCCACCUUGUGCACCGUGUCUUCUUUGACAAGGUAAAGCAGGCUUUCUCUGUCUGUUAUUCCCUCUCUGGCAUGCAAAAAAGCUCAACAUUCUUUCUUUCUUUUUUUUUCUAACAUCUCACAAAGCCUUUUCUAUGUAUGUUUAAGAGUAAAAACUCGCUCCGUGUAAAUACAUCAAGAGGAAAAAAAUAAACAUACUAGUAUAUGGAGAGUCACUUGUGUUAAAGAGAAUGUUCAGUGCAAUUCAUGUACAAUUGCUACUAGAAUUAUUAAAGUUUAUUUAGCUAUUUCAAUGU
This is a messenger RNA of Tachysurus fulvidraco (yellow catfish), 6147 nucleotides long. RefSeq names its product DAB2 interacting protein a (gene dab2ipa). Gene Ontology annotation, biological process: regulation of GTPase activity. The record is from RefSeq and is a predicted model, not a curated record. The transcript has 16 exons. NCBI's taxonomy places the organism in Eukaryota, Metazoa, Chordata, Actinopteri, Siluriformes, Bagridae. The coding region runs from base 328 to 3903 and encodes 1191 amino acids.